CGGAGCGGUUGCCGCCGUCUGCCUCUAGUACCGCGUCACGCCGGAUGAUGGAGCCCGCGCGAGCGUCUGGGACGCGCCGACGCCGCCGAGCGUAAAGGGGCGUUUCGGCGCCUGACGACGUCUCCCUCGGCGGUGCCAGGUGUGUUCAAACCCGUAGCAGCCGAACGCUCGCGCACGUCUGUCGGAUCAGCCGGAUCCAAACUGCACAAAGCGCCCGCCCACCCGCCGCGCGCCCGCUCCCGGCGCGGCCACAGGUAUGAGGCGCUCACUGACGCACUACGUUUCAGCGACGGACACUGCGCGAUCCGCCGCCGCGUGAGUAAAGGACUGUUUACGUUGAGUUCGGGGCGCUCGUCCGUCGUCGGAGGCUCGUUGAGUGGCGACGCGAAGCGCACGUCUGGCUCCGGAGCAGCGGAGGGGAGCGUCAAACCUCGGCCAAGCCCCGUUUCGACCAUCUCGUCGCGGUCAACUCUCCCGUUUUACGCACGCGGCGCGUUUGGAAUCGCGCAGCCCUGGUUACCGUGCGCACGGCGGCGCGUGAGUCCCCGGGAUGACGGCUCUCAGCGGAGGACACGCGGCUUGAGAGCAGCCUCGCGCGCGUCAGGGAGAUGAGAUCCCCAGCAGGUCGGGAGAACAACUCCGGAGGGUUCACCAGGCCGCUCGUUUAACCGCAGCGCACCGAGGCGACUGAAAGCAGCGGCACCGUCGGUCGGUCCUUCGACAAGCGAGCAGCCAUGUCCAGAACCCUGAAGAAGAAGAAGCACUGGUCCAGCAAAGUGGUGGAAUGCGCGGUGUCGUGGGGGAACCUGGGCGACUUCGGCUCCGUGGUGGAGGUGCUGGGGGGCGCGGAGCUGGGCCAGUUCCCGCACCUGGGCCAGAUGAAGCUGGACGUGCUGGCGUGCCACGUCGGGAAGCUGCCGUACUACGGAGACGUCCUGCUGGAGGUCAACGGGACGCCGGUCAGUGGACUCACGAACCGCGACACGCUGGCCGUCAUCCGACACUUCCGGGAGCCGAUUCGCCUGAAGACGGUGAAACCAGGGAAAGUGUUGAACACGGACCUGCGCCACUACCUCAGCCUGCAGUUUCAGAAGGGCUCCUACGACCACAAGCUCCAGCAGAUCAUACGGGACAACCUGUACCUGCGCACCAUCCCCUGCACCACGAGGCUUCCUCGCGAAGGGGAGGUGCCGGGUGUAGACUACAACUUCAUCAGUGUGGGAGACUUCCGGAUCCUGGAGGAGAGUGGGCUUCUGCUUGAGAGCGGGACCUAUGAUGGUAACUACUACGGGACCCCCAAGCCUCCAGCCGAGCCCAACCUGGUGCAGCCCGACCUGGUGGACCAGGUGCUGUUCGACGAGGACUACGUGGGCGAGGUGCCCAGGAAACGCACCACCUCCGUCAGCAAGAUGGACCGGAAGGACAGCGUGGUCCCCGAGGAGGAGGAGGACGACGAGAGGCCUCCGCUCGUCAACGGACUGCCCGAGCACCGCGGGGGGGCCGACUGGAGGAAGGCCGUGCCCAGCUACACGCAGUCCAACAGCAACAUGGACUUCCGCACGUGGAGCUCUCUCCCCCGUGACGACAGCCUGGAGCCCCUGCCGCUCAACUGGGAGAUGGCGUACACGGAGACGGGCAUGGUCUACUUCAUAGAUCACAAUACCAAGACGACCACAUGGCUGGACCCGCGCUUGGCCAAGAAGGCGAAGCCCCCUGAGAAGUGUGAGGAUGGAGAGCUGCCGUACGGCUGGGAGGAGAUCGACGACCCGCAGUACGGCACCUACUACGUGGACCACAUCAACCAGAAGACCCAGUUCGAGAACCCCGUCCUGGAGGCAAAGAAGAAGCUGAGCCAGGAGACGGCCAUGAUCCAGCAGGCGUCGGCGGCGCCGUCCCAAGGGAAGGGAGGCCCGUACGGCUUCACCGCCGACCCCAGCCAGCUGCAGGGGGAGCUGUACCACACGGCGCUGAAGAAGAGCUCCCAGGGCUUCGGCUUCACCAUCAUCGGAGGCGACCGCACCGACGAGUUCCUGCAGGUGAAGAACGUGCUGGGCGACGGCCCCGCCGCCCAUGACAACAAGAUGUCGUCCGGCGACGUGAUCGUGGAGAUGAAUGGGCUGUGUGUGCUGGGGAAGACCCAUCCAGAGGUGGUGCAGAUGUUCCAGUCCAUCCCCAUCAACCAGUACGUGGACAUGGUCCUGUGCCGCGGCUACCCGCUGCCGCCCGACGUGGACCUCAGCAGCGACGACCCCCUGCCGCCGCCCCCCCCUCCCCCAGCCGCCCAGCCGGCGCUGCACGGGGGCGAGGUGGUGACGGCCGUGCCCCUCAUCAACGGCCAGCCGCUGCUGGUGAAGGGCGACGUGCUCCACGGCUCCUCCCAGGAGCUCCACUACGUGACCACGGACGCCAGCGGGCGGCCCGUGGUGGCGGCGCUGCCCAACGGGCGGCAGGGCGGCGCCGCCGAGCUGGCCGCCGGCCUGCUGCAGCCGGAGCUGGUGAGCGUGCCGCUGGUGAAGGGCCCCGGCGGCUUCGGCUUCGCCAUCGCCGACUGCCCGCUGGGCCAGAAGGUGAAGAUGAUCCUGGACGCGCAGUGGUGCCGCGGGCUGCAGAAGGGCGACGUCAUCAAGGAGAUCAACAGGCAGAACGUGCAGACGCUGAGCCACACGCAGGUGGUGGACAUCCUGAAGGACCUGCCGGUGGGCAGCGAGGUCGACGUGCUGGUGCUGCGAGGAGUGUCCAGGAGAGGUGAGGUCAGCGUGCUGAUACUAACAGGAGGUCAGACAUCGCCUGUGAAGACGCUAAAGCCUAGGCAGGAAAUGACGGCCAGUACGGAGACUUUGGAAGCCAUCACGGACUCAGCCCCGCAGGCUCUGUCCUACCACUCCAACACCAGCACCCUGCGCUCCACCGACUCCCCAAAACGAGACGCCGCCGAGCUGUACCUGAAGUCCAAAGCCCUGCUGGACAGCAGACAGCCUCACACCAAAGACAUAGACGUGUUUCUAAAGAGAGACAUUGAGACGGGCUUCGGGUUCCGCGUGCUGGGAGGAGAAGGUCCACAGCAGCCGAACGUCUUCCCCCAGGUCUACAUCGGGGCCAUCGUGCCCAACGGCGCGGCUGAGAAGGACGGCCGCCUGAGAGCGGGCGACGAGCUCAUCGGCAUCGAUGGCGUCAUGGUCAAAGGGCGUUCGCACAAGCAGGUUCUGGACCUGAUGACCAACGCCGCCCGUAACGGCCAGGUGAUGCUGACGGUGCGCAGGAAGGUCAUUUAUCGAGAAUCGAUGGAGGACGAGGUUCUGGAAAUGGCCCCGGUGCUGGUGAACGGGUCCCCUAAGCUCCCCCGCAUCCCGAUGCCGGCAGCCCUGGACCACGAGUCCUUUGACAUCACACUCCACCGCAAGGACACGGAGGGCUUCGGCUUCGUCAUCCUUACGUCCAAGAGCAAACCACCACUUGGAGUGAUCCCGCACAAAAUCGGCCGGAUCAUUGAGGGGAGCCCCACCGACCGCUGCGGCCUGCUGCACGUCGGGGACCGCAUCUCGGCCGUCAACGGGCGCUCCAUAAUCGAGCUGUCCCACAACGACAUCGUUCAGCUGAUCAAGGACGCGGGCAGCGUGGUCACGCUCACCGUGGUCCCCGAGGACGAAUACAAGGGCCCUCCGUCUGGAGCAAGUUCAGCCAAACAGAGUCCGGCUCUUCAACACAGAGCCAUGGGUCAAAGGUCAGCGCUGCAGGAUGAACGCUACAACCUUGACGGCGAAGAGAAGAGGGAGGGCGUCAACUGGUCUGACAACAAAGCGCUGCCACUGGGUGAGCAGGGAGCGCUGUGCGUGACCGGACCCAACCAGGGGUGCCUGACGGUGGAGCUGGAGCGGGGCCCCCGGGGCUUCGGCUUCAGCCUGCGAGGGGGCACAGAGUACAACAUGGGCCUGUACAUCCUGAGACUGGCUGAAGACGGACCUGCUCAGCUCGAUGGACGGAUCCAUGUUGGAGAUGAGAUAGUGGAGAUUAAUGGGGAGCCGGCUCGUGGCAUUUCACACACACGGGCUAUUGAAUUGAUCCAAGCCGGAGGAAGCAAAGUGGUGCUGCUGCUGAGACCCAGGGUGGGCCUGGGUCAAGACAGCAGCCAACGUGAGAAACGCAUUUCAUCCACGAGCUACUCUGAAGAGGUCUUCCUCUCUGACUCGGCGUCCCCGUCCUCUCCAUAUCCCAUUGGACCUUCCACCUUUGCUCCCUCUCCCCUCCCUGGCAACCUCAAACAUUCCCAGAGCUGGAGCACCAUAUCUCCACAAGGGCUCAAGUCCCGCAGCAGCAGGGGUUGCAGCUUAGUGGAGGGGAGUGGGCAGCGGGCAGAGAAGCGGCCCCCUGCUGCCCCCGCUGAGCGGGUGAACUUCUACAGGAGAACCAGGCCCAUGAAAGACUCCAGAGAGCUAAGCAGCCCAAAGAAAACAGGGGAGGCCACUUCUAAAGCCAAAGAGCAACAUCACAGUCCCAAAAAGACUGAGAGUCAGGAGCAGGAAGCAACGCUGAGCAGGAGCCGGAUGUCUCAGACGCAGGCAAAAACACAAUCCACUAACCCGAGGAGGCCUUCUCAGACUGGACAGCGAGCGGCUUCAAACGCACAGCAAGCAGGUCUCACACGCCCCCCGCGGGGAUUCAAAGACUCCUCCAGCAAAGAGACCUUAGAUCAUAACAAGAAAAACGGCCAAGGGGGAAAUGACGCCGCGGGACGCACGGGAGGGGAGACGGGGGUGAGGGGAGGGAGGAGGCCUGGAGCUGAGCAGGAGGCUGUGAGGAGGAGGCCCACGCCUCCCCACCAGGUUAGAGAGGGAGGGACGGGUGGAGGGACCAACCCGGGCCGGAGACACGCCAACGGCACCAGCGGGUCCGCGGACGAGCGGGACGCGGCCAAACAGAGCCUCAGCAAGAGGGAAUCGCUGCUGUCGUUCAAGGAGCUGUGGAGCCGGAAAGGCUCCGUUUCACCGCGAGAGGCCAAAGAGCCAGAGGACGCGCGCCGUGGCUCCAACAGGAGCGGCAGCAGCACCGACGGCUCCGUGGCCUCCGCCAACGGUGUUCCAGGGGCCCCGCGGAGCCCCGAGGGGCCCGUUAGCCCCAAGCCGUGGAAAAUCCCCAGCUCCGUCAAAAUCCUCACGCUGCCACAGGCCCUCCGCGACCCUUCGUGGUAGAAUAUUAAAUCAGCCCCACCUGCGCUGCUUCAUGGGAUAUUUAACAGCACCCUCAGCGGCCUGUUUCCUUAGUUCUUCCAUAAAACAGAGGAGUGACACAUUUAUUAGCGUCCGCGUUUAUCUUGAAGGGUCCUGCUAGCUGCGCGAUGCCUAGCUGCAUAGCUACGUGGCUACGUAGCUACGCGGCUACGCAGCUAGGCGGCUACGCAGCUACACAGGCCCCUCCCCUCCGCCUUGUCCACUGCUUCAGUCUCUGGAGUGGGACUCCGCGCUCCCUACAGACAACGCGCUCUGAAAUGUGAAUAUGUGCCAAUCCUGGGAGCCUCCUGUGGAACCACAGCCUCCGACAGCGCUUCACUCACUACAAUGCAACCACCCAUAUGCAAAGAAAAGGGCAGAGGCCCCGGCCGCUCCCGCCGCGUUUCCCCCCGGCCUCAUCGCGGGACAGUUCGUCUGUCUCCUAAGCGUUUGCUUAGUCGCAUGCAGUCGGCCCUUCGGUUUGUGUUACUGCACGCGUUCCGCACAUCACCGAGGACGGUCCUGGUUCUAGUUUACAAUUCUCACCCUGGGCACCAGACAGGUUUCACACAGAGUCACUCCCGGGAGCAGUUUGAAGCUCACAUGCCUCUCCUCCAUACGAACAGCACCAUUAAAAGACCAGAAACUUGUGGUUCGAGAUCUUGUUUACCGUGUGUAUGAUAACUAACCAGAUGUGUAACUUAUUGAGAUCAUAGAUGAAUAUGUAUAUGUAGCUGUAGCAAGUCAUUCCACAUUUUGAUAUAGAUUGCAAAAACUCGUCCCAUGUUCUUUGAGCUUUCACCUUAUUUCCGAUGUUUUCCGGUGGCAGGAGCGACCGUGAAUCUCUGUAGUUCAUGAGAUGUAUAGAAACAUGCAAACUGCUGUGCCAACUGUUGGCAAACGCUCAAAACGUGUCUCAUUGUGAAAUAUAAUAUAAGAUAUAUAUAUAUACAUAUAUAUACAUAUAUUUGAAUGUGUCAUGUUUUGCAGAUUAUAACUUUAAAAUAUCUAUUGAAUUCCAUUGCACUGCAUCUGCCCUUGUAGCAUAACAGAAUGACCAGAGUUGUAUUUAAUUCGUGACGUUGACUUGCUACCAAUGCAUUUCCACUUUGUUAUGAUUUUAUAAAGUCUUUUGUUUUAUAAAAGUGUCACAGUUUAAGGCCAAAAUAGCAAUUUGUAUAAUACUGUUUAAGUAACGUCCCUGAUGUUGAGUUUCGUUCGGUUUUGCCUGCUGGGAAGAUGCACAUAAGGCUUUUUAUAAGACGUCUGAACCAGAGCACAGGAGCCUGGGAGUUUAUGGAGCGAUGCGUCGGUUUACUGGAAUACUGAGCGCGAUGCUGCUGCUGCAGGUAGACUGAGAUGCCACCUUCUGACAUACUCUCUACUUAACUGACUCCAAAUGUGGGAAAAUAUCAACUAGCAUAAGUUCACUGUUGCUUUGUCACAGCUUUUGAGCCUGUGCUGUAAAGCGUGCGGGCCGCUCUGUCCUCGGCAUACCUCCUUGUACGACCUACUGUAUGAGAUUAACACUCAGAUGAGCUCAGGGAACACAGUAUCGUAGCAAACGUGUAAUAGUCCAUAGAAAGGUCAGAUGGUGGGUCGGGUCUGCGAUUGUAUGCGGCAGUUUCAGGUUAAAGUCACCAGAGGACGCACUAUGAGCCAAUCACUGGUGGGUUGUUUGUGCAAUAGCUGGUUGGUUGAAUGAGUAAAUCCAACCCUGAGCUUCUGGACCGGGAGUCCCCUCCGGUCCAGGACCAGAACCCACCCCUUCUACUGUGUACCCCCUGCACCCGCGUGCUUUCAUUUGGACCGUCGUGUGUUUCAUCCCUGUAUCAUACUGUGGCCUUGCAUCGCUUCAUUAGAAACUCAAUCCUUGUGGUAUCUUCUACAUCUUUUAGGACCAGUAGAUGUAAAUGUUUGUACAUUGUACAGCACCUUUAUAAAUACUUGCUGAGUGCUCUUUUGGGGAGAAAAAAAACAGAGGUAUAAUAAAUUGCUCCAUUAUUUUUUUAUGUAAAAAAACUGUAAAAAAAUAUAUUUAAAAAUGGAUUGAAAAGGACAAGCAAUGACCUUGCCAUGGUGUUCCAUUCAUGCACUGAAAAUAAAGUUUUACUGACGA
Betta splendens (Siamese fighting fish) is the source of this 7323-nucleotide messenger RNA. Its product is annotated as membrane-associated guanylate kinase, WW and PDZ domain-containing protein 3. Bases 735 to 5186 code for a protein of 1483 amino acids. The transcript has 22 exons. Gene Ontology annotation, cellular component: cytoplasm. Gene Ontology annotation, molecular function: protein binding. Lineage: Eukaryota; Metazoa; Chordata; Actinopteri; Anabantiformes; Osphronemidae. Gene Ontology annotation, biological process: signal transduction. The record is from RefSeq and is a predicted model, not a curated record.